AUGGCACCACCUACUGCUACUGUUACGGAGACGGCGGCUCACACUGGCGUCAUCAAGAUGAACACGGAUGUGGAAGAUGAGGAGUUGAAGUUUGAGGUCGAUAGUCUUAGUCGUGGACCGAACCAACUGCAGGGUAUUCCCAAGUUUCCGUCGUUUCACGAACACCGCAAACACAUCGUCAUCCACAUGGCGGCCGUGUUCCGGAACUGGGCGCGCGUAGGCUUCACAGAAGGCAUAUCAGGACACAUUAGCGUCAGGGACCCCGAGUACGACGGUUUAAUCUGGAUGAACCCCAUCGGCCGGCACUUUGCCCUCCUCAACGGCAGCGACAUGAUGUGUCUGCGGAUCAGUGACGGAGCCGUCGUCGGCGGCAACAGAACUCGUCCGUACAACGCACCAGGGUACUACAUCCACUCCGAAAUCCACAAAGCCCGCUCCAACAUCCACGCCAUCUGCCACGCGCACACCAUCGCCGGCCGCGCCUGGGCGGCGUUUGGCAAGCCCCUCGACAUGAUCCAGCAGGAUAUCUGCGACUUGUACGGCGUGUUGGCGGUGGACGACGAGUACGCGGGGAUAGUGACGGCCGAGCAGGAGGGGCAGAAUAUUGCCAGGGCGCUGGGACAGAAGGGCAAGGCGGCGAUUUUGCUGAACCACGGGCUUAUCAGUGUUGGGGAGACGGUGGACGAGGCGUCGUUUCUACUGGGGCUGCUGGAUCGGAGUUGUGAUAUCCAGCUGCGUGUGGAGGCGGCUUGUGGUGGGAACGAGGAGCUGAGGAAGAGUGUCAUUCCGAGGGAGUUGGCGGUGAAUAAUUUUAGGAUGGCGGGGGAGAAGAAUUGGUUGUAUGAGGAGGCGCAGCCGGAUAUUGAGUAUGAGAUUGAGAUGGCGGGUGGUGUUGGUGGUGUUAUUGGGUCUGGGUUGGAGGAGAUGAGGGUUGAUGUUGAUGGGUAG
This is a messenger RNA of Pochonia chlamydosporia 170, 948 nucleotides long. Its product is annotated as class II aldolase/adducin domain-containing protein. NCBI's taxonomy places the organism in Eukaryota, Fungi, Ascomycota, Sordariomycetes, Hypocreales, Clavicipitaceae. The transcript has 3 exons. Gene Ontology annotation, molecular function: actin filament binding. The record is from RefSeq and is a predicted model, not a curated record. The coding region runs from base 1 to 948 and encodes 315 amino acids. Gene Ontology annotation, cellular component: cytoskeleton.